GCUGGGGCUGCGCUACGCCGCUGGUUCUGCCGCUCACCGGCGGCGGCUGUGGAGGCGCAGGAGGCGGUGUUGCCGCCCGGCGCAGCCAGUUUGGGCUGCUGGAGGCGGGCGGGGGAGGAGCGCCGCUGGCGGGCGGGGCCGGGCGGCGGGCGGGGCCGGCCGGGCCAUGCUGGGCGCAGAGCCGGCGAAGCGCUGCUGAGAUUCGGCUCUGCGCGCCCAGGGGCGGCUAAUGCCCCCCGCGCUCCCCACUCCGCUCCAGCAGCCGGGCCGCAUCUGGACUGGGCGCCGCGCAGCGGGGCCAACGCCGGGCCACAAUGUUGCUCGGAGCAUCUCUCCUGGGAGUGUUGCUGUUCUCCAAGCUGGUGCUGAAACUACCCUGGACCCAAGUGGGGUUUUCCCUGUUGCUCCUCUAUCUGGGAUCUGGCGGCUGGCGCUUCAUCCGGAUCUUCAUUAAGACCAUCAGGCGUGAUGUCUUCGGCGGCAUGGUGCUCCUGAAGGUGAAAGUAAAGGUCCGGCGGUACCUGCGGCAACGACGGACAGUGCCCAUUUUGUUUGCCUCUACGGUACAGCGCCACCCCGACAAGACGGCCCUGAUCUUUGAGGGCACAGACACCCACUGGACCUUCCGCCAGCUGGACGACUACUCAAACAGCGUGGCCAACUUCCUGCAGGCCCGGGGGCUGGCCUCCGGUGACGUGGCUGCCCUCUUCAUGGAGAACCGCAAUGAGUUUGUGGGCCUGUGGCUGGGCAUGGCCAAGCUGGGCGUGGAGGCGGCGCUCAUCAACACCAAUCUCCGGCGGGACGCCCUGCGCCACUGCCUGACCACCUCCCGGGCCCGGGCUCUCAUCUUUGGCAGCGAGAUGACCCCAGCUGUCUUUGAGAUCCAUGCCAGCCUGGACCCCUCGCUCAGCCUCUUCUGCUCCGGUCCCUGGGAGCCCAGCUCAGUGCCCGCCAGCACAGAGCACCUGGACCCCCUGCUGGAAGAUGCCCCCAAGCACCUGCCCGGUCGCCCUGAUAAGGGCUUCACAGAUAAGCUCUUCUACAUCUAUACAUCGGGCACCACGGGACUGCCCAAAGCCGCCAUUGUGGUACACAGCAGGUAUUACCGUAUGGCUUCCCUGGUGUAUUAUGGGUUUCGCAUGCGGCCCAGUGACAUUAUCUAUGACUGCCUCCCGCUCUACCACUCAGCAGGAAACAUCGUGGGAAUCGGGCAGUGUCUGCUCCAUGGCAUGACAGUGGUAAUCCGGAAGAAGUUCUCAGCUUCCCGGUUUUGGGAUGAUUGUAUCAAGUACAACUGCACAAUUGUACAGUACAUUGGCGAACUGUGCCGCUACCUCCUGAACCAGCCGCCGCGGGAGGCAGAGACCCGGCACCAGGUGCGCAUGGCCCUCGGCAACGGCCUCCGGCAGUCCAUCUGGACCGAGUUCUCCAGCCGGUUCAACAUCCCCCAGGUGGCUGAGUUCUACGGGGCCACUGAGUGCAACUGCAGCCUGGGCAACUUUGACGGCCAGGUGGGGGCCUGUGGCUUCAACAGCCGCAUCCUGUCCUCCGUGUAUCCUAUCCGGCUGGUACGUGUGAACGAGGACACCAUGGAGCUGAUCCGGGGGCCCAAUGGCGUCUGCCUGCCUUGCCAGCCAGGCGAGCCGGGCCAGCUGGUGGGCCGUAUCAUCCAGCAGGACCCCCUGAGGCGCUUUGACGGCUACCUCAACCAGGGCGCCAACAAUAAGAAGAUCGCCAAAGAUGUCUUCAAACAGGGGGACCAGGCCUACCUCACCGGCGAUGUGCUGGUGAUGGACGAGCUGGGCUACCUGUACUUCCGAGACCGCACAGGGGACACAUUCCGCUGGAAAGGCGAGAAUGUGUCCACCACGGAGGUGGAGGGCAUACUCAGCCGCCUGCUGGACAUGGCCGAUGUGGCAGUGUAUGGCGUAGAAGUGCCAGGAACUGAAGGCCGGGCCGGAAUGGCUGCUGUGGCCAACCCCGCUGGCAGCUGUGACCUGGAGCACUUUGCACAGCUCCUGGAGAAGGAGCUGCCACUAUACGCCCGCCCCAUCUUCCUGCGCCUCCUGCCUGAGCUGCACAAAACAGGCACCUUCAAGUUUCAGAAGACAGAGCUGCGGAAGGAGGGCUUUGACCCUGCCGUCGUGAAAGACCCACUGUUCUACCUGGACGCCCGGAAGGGCCGCUACGUCCGGCUAGACCAAGAGGCCUAUACCCGCAUCCAGGCCGGCGAGGAGAAGCUGUGAUUUGCCCCGAGUCCCUCUCAGGGCCAGCAGUUGCUGGAUCCAGAGCCCCAGCUCCCACCCCAGAGGAGUCCUGGGCAAUGCCAGACCAAAGCAAGCAGGGCCCAGCAGCUCGACUCUGAGGUGCUGACCCCCUCCUUUCAAACUGCCAAGUGACUCACUGCCGCCUCCCCCUUCCCCAGCGGCUUUCUGUGAAAGCCUCACGUUCAUGUGUGUCUUCGAGGCCAACCAGGGCCUCUGGGCCCCAGGCUGAGACUGACUGGGCCCAUCAGGAUGAUGUCUUGGGUCAGGGCAGGGGGAAGUGGAAGGUUGCCAAGUACUCCUCAGAGAGCAGGGAGUUUCGGUGGGACCAGGGCAGAAGCCCCCAGACUCAGGAAGACCGCAGAGUGGGCAGGGCCAGUGGUGGCCGUUGGUCCAGUGGCUGAAGAGGACCCUGGCCUGGAGCAGCUCUAAUAUGACUCAGCUCUGCCGGCGUCUCCAGGAGGAUAGGAGAAGGACCCUGACCUGCAGCGGGCGGCCCAGACUGAGAAGCCCCUUCUCCUGUCCUCUUCCUGGGUGGCUGCCUGGCUGGCCCUCAGGCAGCGCCUUUCUGUCUUUGUGGGUCUGUCCAUGUCACCUUCUCCGUCUCAGUCCUGGCCUGGUUCUGAGAGGAGGAGGGGGGACACUCGGGCCAAUAAACUGCCGUAACUCCCCCCA
Molecule: messenger RNA, 2939 nt
Organism: Rhinolophus ferrumequinum (greater horseshoe bat)
Lineage: Eukaryota; Metazoa; Chordata; Mammalia; Chiroptera; Rhinolophidae
Gene: SLC27A4
Product: solute carrier family 27 member 4
Exons: 13
Coding region: 315-2246 (643 amino acids)
Biological process (GO): very long-chain fatty acid catabolic process; response to nutrient; long-chain fatty acid import into cell
Cellular component (GO): plasma membrane; microvillus; endoplasmic reticulum membrane
Molecular function (GO): long-chain fatty acid-CoA ligase activity; long-chain fatty acid transmembrane transporter activity
Source: RefSeq, a predicted model, not a curated record